CCGGGAAGAAAUCCCCCCGGUGAUCAUUGUUGAUGAAGGCCCUGCCCCCGGGGCAGAUGAGGACAUGCAGGUGGCGAAGGUGCCGCCGGGAGUUCAGGGGCCAUCUUCCGAGGUCCUCAUGGUUUCCCUCCCGGCUGGUACGGCCGUGAUGAACGGUACGGCCGACCCGAGGGCGCUUCUGAGAGGCAUUACCCUCGAGAUUGACAGGGUUGCCCUCGGGGCUGAUGAAGACGAAGCCCUCGAGGACAGGAUCCUCCGGUCCUCCCUCACAACCUGCAUUGCCCUCGGGGAGCAAGCCCGGCGGCUAGAGGAGUGGCGCCUUCGCAAGGCCGAGCAGGAGGCCAAGAUGCGGGAGCUCAUCCGCCAGAAUGCAGACGCUGUUCGGCAGAUGGCCAUGCUGGAGGAGAG
This is a messenger RNA of Cuscuta europaea, 408 nucleotides long. The record is from the annotation of a GenBank genome assembly. Lineage: Eukaryota; Viridiplantae; Streptophyta; Magnoliopsida; Solanales; Convolvulaceae.